AUGGGUGGAGGAAUCACGUGGGUGUCCAAGUUCGGGGUCAAUCAAAUAGUGACACAGAGACUCAUGUCCUGCCCUACCCUCAGGAAGGCGAAAACAGCCCUAUGGUUGAGUUCUGUUGGCAUUGUCGUCAUUGUGACUUUGUGCACACUGAUAGGGGUGCUCAUACAUGCAUUCUACAAGGACUGUGACCCAUUGCAGUUCAAUGACCUCGUAUCUGGUUCUGAUGAGCUGCUUUCGCUGUUUGCGAUGGACAUAUUCGCAACCACGCCCAUCCUGCCUGGUAUCAUUGUGGCAUGUAUCUUCAGCGGGAGCUUAAGCACGCUGUCGUCGGGUCUGAACGCCCUUGCUGUAGUCAUGCUGGAGGACUACAUCCGGCCCUACUGCUGCACCACCUUCACCGACUUCCGGGCCACAGUCGUCUCCAAAUGUCUUGUGGUUCUGUGUGGAACGUUGAGCAUGGCUUUGGCCUACGCAGUUUCAUUUUUGGGGAACAUUUUCCAGGGAGCGACUGUUGGAUAUAUCACUUCCUUUACAUUCAUGUUAUGGAUAAGUAUGGGUGCGUACCUUAACGGUGUAUCGACCCCUGUGUCCAGUACGUUCGUCAACGGAUGCAACUGGAACGUAACUGGUCACAAUAAUACAGGACUACACACUGCUCACAACUUCACCAACGGCGAUGGCCAUGCUGCUGAAGAAGUAGCAGCAAAGGGCUACUUAUCAGUUUAUGAUGUGUCAUACCUAAACUACUGCGCCACGGGAAUGUUUGUCACUGUCGUCGUCGGACUAAUGGCGAGUCUUGCAUCACGGCGGUUUGCUCCAGAAGCUUCUGUAUCUAGCCAGUACAGCCGAUCUAUUCUAGACGAACUCUGUCCGUGUCUGCCCAAGAAGGUUUUGAAAGUGUUACGCUGCAAUGCUCAAUCAGAACAGAAACACGUCAUAUCUCAUAAGAAACUGACCCGGGAAGAUCCAGGUUAG
Molecule: messenger RNA, 975 nt
Organism: Haliotis rufescens (red abalone)
Lineage: Eukaryota; Metazoa; Mollusca; Gastropoda; Lepetellida; Haliotidae
Product: sodium-coupled monocarboxylate transporter 2-like
Exons: 9
Coding region: 1-975 (324 amino acids)
Biological process (GO): sodium ion transport; transmembrane transport
Cellular component (GO): membrane
Molecular function (GO): symporter activity
Source: RefSeq, a predicted model, not a curated record